UUCAGUAGUAUACCGGAGUUCGUGCCACGAGCUACAUCAACAUGUCUCGGUCGUUCUUAGUCGACGCUCUCAUCAGUGAUACGAAAGAUUGCAAGAAAAAUGAACUGUCUAGUGAACCUAUACAUCCUUACGCGUUGAUCGGUCACCACUUGGAUCCGCGUUCCAAGUACUUACCUUACCCUUACCCGGGGAACUUGAAUAAUCUCCUGAACAUCGGCCUGCAGCAACAGCGUGCCCCGGAUUUGUUUCGACCAUUUUUGGAGCAGUUGAAUUUCCGUUAUCCUUUACUGCAUCAACUGCCUCGCCCUGAUUUCUACGAAGCUCAAGCUGAACCAAAGCCUUUUGAAGGAUACCUGAAAACUGAAGAACAAGAGCCUGUGAACUUUGUGAAUAGGCGAAAGAAGUCUGUAUCUCCGUAUCUUCACCAUCCUUAUAAAGUGAAUACAUCUCCUUCUAAGAGUCAAGGACAGCGUUCACCUUCCUUAUCCAGUGAAAGUCGGAAUGGUACUCCAAGCCCGCCACUCGGUCAUCCAGAGGAACUUCUGCCAGGAUACUCGAAGGAUUUAAAACGUGUGCCACUAAAAGAAGACUCCAGCAAGCGCAUCAGGACAGCCUUCACAGGCACCCAACUUCUGGAACUAGAAAGAGAAUUCUCAAUGAACAUGUAUCUAUCAAGACUGAGGAGAAUAGAAAUUGCUUCUCGUUUGAAACUGUCGGAGAAACAAGUGAAGAUCUGGUUCCAGAACCGCCGCGUUAAGCUGAAGAAGGAGGAAUCCCCUGUGUCUUCCGACCCUCGUGGUAAGAACUGCUGCUGCGCAAAGAGUACCUGCUCCUCAAAAGACCAGGAAGCUUGCGAUCAGGAACAAAUAGACGUGGUUAGUGAUCAUGACAAUAGUUAUGAAGCUCAAAACCUUUCUCAGUAUUCUUGAAGAGUGAACUUUAUUGUGGAAAGACUUGAAUAUUUUAUUCGUGGUUUUGGGAUUGAAUCCAAGGCUAUAUAAAGCCUUUUGCGGUAGAUUUUAUGACUGUUAAAUUAAUUGACAAUGUUUAGACGAGUGUAAAUUAUUGAGACCUGUGUGAGAUUCUGAAGUGCCAAUUUUGUGGUUGUGAAAAAUUUAAUUUUCAUAACAUUCACUAUGAUUGUAAUUGAUUUUUGAGAUCGAAUAACAAAUGAUAAUUAACUCAAUAUUAGGACUGAAUUUGCUUAAGUUAAUUAAGAUGUUAUAAAUUAAAAUCGAUUCUCAAUUUAUUUCUACUUGAUGAACUAUGUUAUCACUGCAAUUGUUUCUAGUAAUUAACAAGUUGUUUAAUUAAAAUUGAUUACACUAAUAAUGUCUAGAUUUUACUGCUUAAUAUUUGUGAUAGCAAUAAAACUGUUUGUAACUUACUAAGCAAGUCAGGUCCAAGUUCUAAUUAAGUAGAGUACGCUUGUAAAAUAUUUGUAUAUUGUUAAUAAUGUAAAUAAUAAUUU
Helicoverpa armigera (cotton bollworm) is the source of this 1471-nucleotide messenger RNA. RefSeq names its product GS homeobox 1. Gene Ontology annotation, cellular component: nucleus. Bases 42 to 929 code for a protein of 295 amino acids. Gene Ontology annotation, biological process: regulation of DNA-templated transcription. The transcript has a single exon. The record is from RefSeq and is a predicted model, not a curated record. NCBI's taxonomy places the organism in Eukaryota, Metazoa, Arthropoda, Insecta, Lepidoptera, Noctuidae. Gene Ontology annotation, molecular function: DNA-binding transcription factor activity, RNA polymerase II-specific; sequence-specific double-stranded DNA binding.